Centruroides sculpturatus (bark scorpion) is the source of this 2509-nucleotide messenger RNA. Its product is annotated as probable sodium/potassium/calcium exchanger CG1090. Gene Ontology annotation, molecular function: calcium, potassium:sodium antiporter activity; calcium channel activity. Gene Ontology annotation, cellular component: membrane. The transcript is spliced from 11 exons. Gene Ontology annotation, biological process: intracellular calcium ion homeostasis; calcium ion transmembrane transport. The coding region runs from base 156 to 1709 and encodes 517 amino acids. Lineage: Eukaryota; Metazoa; Arthropoda; Arachnida; Scorpiones; Buthidae. The record is from RefSeq and is a predicted model, not a curated record.
CGACAUCACGAGGUUAUUAUUGGUCUGUUGCAUUCCGUUUUGUAGUCAUCGUUUGAAAGGUUUCUUUCCUGUUCAGAUCAGCUAAACAGUUGAUCGUUAAUAAUCUUUCCAAAAUGACAACGCCACUAUAAAGAUUUCUGAUUGUGGAAAGGAAAAUGAGGCGCUCUUUGACGAAAACAGCAAUAUGCCUUCUGUUCAUUAUAUCUCUUAUUUCAAUAAUUGUCUCUUUAUCCAUUCACCCUGCUUUGAAUCGAGGAGGAGAAUUCAGGCAUCAGAGAAGUUUGCUUAAUGUUAAAACGGAUAUACAAGAAACGACAUGGUCAUCUAAAUUAGAAUCUUCCACUCCAAACUGUACUCCAGCCGCGAUUGAGCAAUUCCCACGUCCAUUGAUGAGUUAUAAUGUUCGCAGAAAUGGUGGCCUUAUUAUUCAUAUUUUAGUAUCUCUAUUUAUGUUUCUUGGCCUUGCUGUUGUUUGUGAUGAAUAUUUUGUACCGUCUUUAGAAGGAAUGAGCAAUGUUAUGAAUCUUGAAUCUGAUGUAGCUGGUGCCACCUUUAUGGCUGCAGGAAGUUCAGCACCUGAAUUAGCAGCUGCAGUUAUUGGAGUUUUUAUAGCAAAAGAUGACAUUGGAGUAGGAACUGUCGUAGGAUCAGCUGUAUAUAACAUAGCUUUUGUUAUUGGAAUAUGUGGAUUAUGUGCUAGAAGGAUUAUUUAUCUUAAUUGGUGGCCUCUCUUCCGUGACAGCAUGUUUUAUUUAAUUAGUAUAGUUGCAUUACUGAUUGUAAUGUAUAAUGAAGUAAUAACAUGGCCAGAAUCUGUUGUGUUAUUACUAUUAUACUGUGCAUAUAUUGCAUUUAUGUUUGUCAAUAAACAUGUAGAAGCUUGGAUUCAAAAUUUGCCAUGCCCAUGUCCUCGAUAUGUUUCUCAAGGAGAAAAUGAAAAUGAAAAUUCCCAUUUAAUUGGUUACAAAUCUCUUUCAAGCACAAAUGGAACAAUAGAGUCAUCAAAUUCACCUCCACCAAGUAUUAAGGAACAAAAAGUAAAUGAACCUUAUACGGUUAUCUACGACGAAGAUGAAAAUCCCUUUGAUCCACCAAAAUCUCGAAGCCGCCUUGCCUUGUGGAUAAUUUCUCUUCCGCUGACUGCUGUGUGUUAUGUUACUAUUCCAGACUGCCGAAAAGCUAGAUGGAAGAAAUGGUAUCUGGUAACGUUUCUAAUGUCUUGUGUAUGGAUUGCAGCAUUCUCUUAUGUUCUCGUUUGGAUGAUUACAAUAAUUGGUUUCACACUUAGUAUUCCUGAUACUGUCAUGGGAUUAACUUUUUUAGCUGCUGGAGUUAGUGUUCCUGAUGCAAUCGCUAGUCUUUUAGUAAUAAGAAAUGGUUAUGGCGACAUGGCAGUUUCCAAUGCUGUAGGCAGCAACGUUUUCGAUAUCCUGUUGUGUUUAGGAUUACCGUGGUUUUUGCAAACGGCAGUUGUAAAUCCCGGUUCUCACGUCAUCGUCAGAAGUAAAGGUUUAACAUAUUCAACACUAAGUCUGUUAUCGACUGUGUUAUUUUUAUUGGUUACUACCUACUUAAAUAAUUGGAAAUUAGAUAAAAAGCAUGGGAUAAUUAUGAUGGUCUGGUAUGUUGCCUUUAUGGUGAUGGCAAGUUUAUAUGAACUGAACGUUUUCGGUUAUUUUAAUCCCCCCAGUUGCCCCAGUGACUAUUGAUAAAGAUAAAAAAAAAUUUCUUUUUAAUAAAAUGUAAAUAUUAUAUGUAUAUAUGCCUGUGAAUUUAUAUUUUUGUUCAUCAAUCCAGAUGCGAGAGCUAUUUUGAAAUAGACAGUUUAAGUUUUAUAUCUAUCAGUUUUAUAUGAAAAUGAGAUUUUCUAGUGAUGUAGUUGGUAGAUGAAAUUAGAGUUUACAUAAUUUAUUUUCUAAAGAAAAUGAAUUUCUGGAUGAAAAUUGAGAAUGACUUUUGGAAAAAUGAUUGAUUGAAUUGAACCAUUCUCUAAUUUUUUUUUAUUUAUUAGAGAAUGAUUAUUUUCAAAAAUUAGAGAAGAAAUAUUCUUAUUCUUGAUCCAAGUUUUAAUAAAAUAUAGGUCUAUAUAAUGUGAAAGUUAUAAAAUUGUCAUUUGCUACUUUAAGGAUAAAGUGAUGUAAGAAAUCUCAAGUUUACCCGGAAGUUUUAUUAUCGUAAUGUUAGUUAUUUAAAGAACUGUAAUUCGUUCUUAUAAUGUGUAUUGAUAAUUUAUAAAAAAAACUUCUGGAUAAAAGUUUGUAUUAUGAUAUCGAUUCAAGAGUUAGACUUUUAUACUUGUAAAAUAAACAGAGUCAAUUAGCAGAAUUUUAAUGUAUCAAAUUAAGUUAUGUAUUAUUGAACAUUUAUUAUUAUUAUUUGUAAGUACUGUAUUUAUUUUUAAUUCAUUAUAAAAUAACAUUUUAUCAAUAGUUAUUAUGGUUGUAGGAUUAAAAUCUUUUAUAUGUUGUUUUUUAUUAACUUUAAGAAUAAAUAAGAAUAUAAAUAUUAA